CGGUGAGAGGCUUUAAAACCUUGUCGUUACCGUUUGACGGUAAACUCUGACUGGAGAGGUUGGGCUAGUACCGUAGUGGUCACGAUUAUGUCUAACAGGUAUUAUGCUCUACUGUUACAACUGCUGAACGCUUAACCGCAUGUCUAUACCUGUGAGACAUGGCUGAAAUAAUCGCCGUCAACGCGGGGUUGCCCUCACCGUCCACUAUAAACGUCAACUUCCCGAUCCAGGAGGACGCCAGCGCCGCUGCUGCCGCCCCUCCAGCCUCUCUGAGCAGCGAGGAGGACUACCUGUUUGUGGAGGCCAGGCACCCCAACACUGUCCUGCAGGGCCUCAACAGCCUGCGGCUCAACAACGCCUUCUGUGAUGUGACUCUGUGCUGUGGAGGACAGGAGUUCCCCUGCCACCGCAUUGUGCUGGCCUCCUUUAGCUCCUACUUCCAGGCAAUGUUUUCCACUGACCUGAUAGAAUCCAAACAGGAGCGGGUUGCAAUCAAUGGAGUUGAGCCUCAGAUGAUUGGCAUGCUGGUGAGCUACGCGUACACCUCAGAGGUCUACAUUUCUAAAGCAAAUGUGCAGGCUCUGCUGGCAGCAGCCAAUCUGCUGGACGUGAUGGCCGUUCGAGAGGCCUGUUGUCGUUUUAUGGAGCGUCAGAUGGAUGAGAUGAACUGUGUGGGGAUUCACUGCUUUGCUGAGGCCCAUUCUUGUAAGGUGCUGGAGAAACGCAGCAUGGAGUACAUUCAUGAGCAAUUCAGCAGUGUUUCUCAGCAGGAGGAGUUCCAGUCUCUGUGUGUGGACAAACUGACAGAAAUUAUUGCCAGUGAUUAUCUCAAUGUGCCUAAAGAGGAGAUGGUUUUUGAGGCCGCCCUGUCGUGGUUGAAUAAAUGUAGCUCUCGCAAACAGAGCUUUGAAAAGGUCCUUGAACAUAUCCGGCUGCCUCUCAUCAGCCCCUACUUCCUCCAUGAUGUGAUCGAGUCUCUGGAUGUGGUGAAGGAGAACCUGGGUUGCCAGAAGCUCAUCUCCGAGGCCAAGGACUACCUGCUGCUAAAGGACCGCCGUGGAGAGCUCUACUGUCCCAGAGCGAGGCCACGCAGGUCCACGGAGACAGCUGAAGUGAUAGUGACAGUUGGCGGGGAGGAUGACAAGGUGGUGCUGCGCAGCGUCGAGAGCUUCGAUCCGCUGACGAAUCAGUGGCAGAAUCUGGCCUGCCUGCCCUUUGCUGUGAGCAAACACGGGCUGGUCGUGUCAGACUCCACUCUGUAUUUGGCAGGAGGAGAGUUUCCUGACGGCUCAGCCAGCAGGGAGAUGUGGCGCUACGACCCCUGCUUCGACUCCUGGAUGGAGAUGGCUCCUAUGAAUGUUGCUCGCUCUGAGUUAGGCCUUGUGAUGCUGGACGGCUUCGUGUAUGCAGUGGGAGGGUGGGAGGGACGCUCUCGUCUGGACUCUGUGGAGUGCUACGACCCUCACACAAACUCGUGGCAGUUCACGGAGUCUGUCAAAAUGGCCGUCACAAGUCCUGCUGUGGUGGCCCUGGAUGGGCUGCUCUGUGUUACUGGUGGUGCCGUCCUAGAGGAUGGUGACGGCACAGACCUCGCUCAGGUGUACAACCCUAAAUGUUCUGAAUGGACGGAGGUUGCCCCUAUGCAGAUCGCUCGCUCUGGUUCAGCUGCUUGCACGCUCAAAGGAAAGAUUUAUGUUAUAGGUGGAUGGCAUGCCUCGACAGAGAACACAGAUAAGGUGGAGUGUUAUAAUGCUAAAACCAAUCAAUGGACCAUGUGUGCCCCCAUGAAAGAACGACGUUACCGGCCUGGUGCGGCUGUGGUGGAUGGAAAGAUCUACGUCCUGGGAGGAGAAGAAGGCUGGGACAGAUAUCACGACACUAUAGAGAGGUACUGUGACGAGACAGACACGUGGGAGAUCGUCGGCGAGAUGCCCACCAGUCGCAGCUGGCUCAGCUGUGUGUCUCUCCAGCUGAGGAAGGACCUCCACAUGAGCACCCUUCCCGUGAUGUCAAAUGAAAAUUGACAAUGGAGUCCGAGGAAAUCUUUCGUGGUUUUUUCUUUGCACAGUCAUUGGGGGACGGUGCACUAUAAAGCUCAGUGCCUUGGAAAACGGCUAACUGAGAAGAGAUGCCUGGAUCUGGCACGGCACUGCAUGGCUGUUUGAGCUGUUACUGUCGACAAAGAGUAGUCGGUGACUGCUUGUGGAAUGAGUCUCACUCGGGUCACAUUUUUUGGUGUGGUGGCGAAAGAAAUCUCGUACAUGAAUCUCAAGUAACUGAUUGACGAUUCUGUCGGCAGUAUGAACUCGCUCUCUUUAUGAUGUAUGUUUACGGUACUCUUAAUGUGCGAGCACCUCCAAUCUGUGAACAGCCAACAUAGUGUAUUUUUGUAUUAUUAUUAUUAUUAUUAUUAUUAUUAUUAUUAUUAUUAUUAUUAUUAUUAUUAUGUGACAUAUUUAUUGGGGUGUGACUAGCUGUGAGAAAGAUAUUUAAAAAAUAGUGAACGUUUUUGCUCUUGUCAAAAGAUGCUCUUUGGGCCAAAGAAUUUUCUUGUGAAUAUGUUCAAAGGUCACCUGUGAAAAAGUUGUCUAUAUAUAUGAGAAGUGUUUUUGUAAUUAAAACUUUGUACGUUCUGAAUGAUUGUCUUUACUACCUGUAAUAUGUGGAGUAUAUUUUUGUAAUGUGUGUCAUGCAUUUUAGUGACUUUAAAUGGAGUGGGUUGUAAUAAAGAGUUUUAAUUAUU
Molecule: messenger RNA, 2743 nt
Organism: Cottoperca gobio
Lineage: Eukaryota; Metazoa; Chordata; Actinopteri; Perciformes; Bovichtidae
Product: kelch-like protein 20
Exons: 12
Coding region: 159-2024 (621 amino acids)
Molecular function (GO): protein binding
Source: RefSeq, a predicted model, not a curated record